Melospiza georgiana is the source of this 1650-nucleotide messenger RNA. Its product is annotated as solute carrier family 22 member 13-like. Gene Ontology annotation, cellular component: membrane. The transcript is spliced from 10 exons. Gene Ontology annotation, biological process: transmembrane transport. Lineage: Eukaryota; Metazoa; Chordata; Aves; Passeriformes; Passerellidae. The record is from RefSeq and is a predicted model, not a curated record. Gene Ontology annotation, molecular function: transmembrane transporter activity. Bases 1 to 1650 code for a protein of 549 amino acids.
AUGUCAGGUGUCGGGGAAAUUUUGAAAGCAGUUGGUGAUUUUGGGCGAUUCCAGAAAUGCCUGGUGCUGCUGUCCGUGAUCCCCUGCCUCAGUGUGGCUUUCCACCAGUUUUGCCAGCUUUUCAUGGUGGUGGAAGUGCCUCACCACUGUGACACCAGCUGGAUCCUCGCCGUGGGCCCCAACCUGACAGAGGAAGAGCAGCUGAACCUCACCCUGCCCCGGGGCCCCGACGGGCACUUUGAGCAGUGCUCCAUGUUCUCCCCGGUGGACUGGGACCUGGAUUCCAUCCUGGCCUAUGGGCUGAACCACACUGAGAAGUGCAGCAGUGGCUGGGUGUACCCCUCCGAGCAGCCACCGUCCCUGCUGACCGAGUUUGACCUGGUGUGUGACAGGAAGGACCUCAAUGACAUUGCCCAGGCCAUCUACAUGGCAGGGCUGCUCCUGGGAUCCAUGAUCUUUGGGCCUCUGAGUGACAGGAUCGGCCGCCGCCCGGUCGUUCUGAUCUCCGUCUUCCUGCAGGGCUUGUUUGGCCUGGGAAUUGCCUUUGUGCCCCAUUUCUAUGUGUACAUGGCCUUCAGGUGUGUGGUGGGGGCCUCCGUGUCAGGGAUCACCAUGACAUUACUGGCCUUAGCUACAGAAUGGAUUGGUGUCUCCUCCCGGCCAAAUGCAGUGCUCACCUCUCACUGCUGCUUUGCCAUCGGGCAGAUGAUUUUGGCUGGUUUGAGUUAUGGGAUUCGCAACUGGAGGCUGCUGGAAAUUGCAGGAUCUGCUCUUAUAUUUGCCUUUUUCUUCUGCAUGGGGGUGCUCCCAGAGUCACCUCGCUGGCUGGUGACCAAGGGUAGAAUCGAGGAAGCCAAGAAGGUGCUGCAGAAGGCGGCGGCCACCAACAAGUGCAGCCUCCCACCAGAGCUCCUGGAGCAGUUGAAGCCUGAGAAAGAGGAGGUCAAGUCUGGAAGUUUCCUGGAUCUCUUUCGGAAGAAGCACCUGCUGAAGGUGACUUUAAUCAUGUCAUGUGCCUGGUUUGUGAACAGCUUUGUCUACUACGGGCUGAGUCUGAAUGUGACAAAUUUUGGCCUGGACAUCUACCUGACUCAGCUGGCCUUUGGAGCAGUGGAAAUCCCAGCCCGUUUUGCUUGUAUCUUCACCCUGCAGAGGUUCGGGAGGAGGAAGACGCAGGCUGUUCUCCUGGUGCUGAGUGGCCUGGUGUGUCUGAUCAUCACUGGCAUCCCUGAAGACCAGCCCGUGGCAACCACCGUCCUGGCCACCAUUGGCAAGUUUGCUGCCUCAGCCUCCUUCUCCACCUCCUACGUCUACGCUGCUGAGCUCUUCCCCACGGUCGUCAGGCAGACGGGCGUGGGGCUGUGCUCUGUGUCGGCGCGGGUGGCCGGGAUCCUGGCCCCGCUGGUCCGGCUGCUGGGCCAGCACCACCGGGCCAUCCCCAUGGCCAUCUUUGGCAGUGCCCCCGUGCUGGGGGGGCUGCUCUGCAUCCUGCUGCCCGAGACCUGUGGCACCGACCUGGCAGAUGACACAGGGGAUGGCCACCCUCCGGCUCAGGUCUGUGAAAAUGCCACCAGCAGCUCUCAGAAUGGGCAGGUGAAAGGAAAAGGUGCUGACCAAGACAAUGAGAGCACGAAGACCACCUACUUCUAG